Messenger RNA from Rotaria sordida, 1887 nucleotides. Lineage: Eukaryota; Metazoa; Rotifera; Eurotatoria; Philodinida; Philodinidae. The record is from the annotation of a GenBank genome assembly.
AUGAAUAUUUCAUUGAUGGAUUCAAAAAUAGAUGAAUAUGAACAACAAUUAUUAUCAAAUCCGGAAAAAUUAGUUCAACAUCUUAGUGAUCGUUUAGAUGAAAUCGAACAAACACUUAAUGAUGAUGAAAAUUUUUGUAAUCAAGAUAUUGAUUCAACAAUAAAUUAUAUUAAAAUAAUAGAAAAAAAAUUUUAUGAAAAUAUUCAAAAAUUAAAAGAUAAACUUGAAAAUAUUCGUUUAAAAAAUAAAAAUCUAUCAGAAGAAAAUAAAAAACAAUUUCAAGAUCAAUGUAAUGAAAUUAAUGAAUUAUUUACUUCUCAAAAUUAUGAACAAGCUUGGAAAAAAUUUAAAGAUUAUGAAAAAAAUUUUCAACGUUCAACAUUAAUUCAACAUAUACCUAAAUUACAUAUGAAUGAAUUAGAUAUUGAAAAUUUUUUUUCAUCGGAUCAUAAAAUUAAUAAACCAUCGACACAAUCAACAAUCAUUGUUAAAACUCCAGUCAUAACAACAGAUGAUAAUAAUAAUAAACAAGAUUUCGAUGAUAAUGAUAUUCAAAUGACUAAAAAAGAACUAUUACGUCAAGAAAAAAAUAUUGAAAGUGGUUAUGCUGAUGAUGAUAAUGAAGAAGUUAAUUAUGAAAAAAAAGAAGAUUAUGAUAUAUCUAAUUUUGGUAUUCGAUCAAAACGUCUAGAUAAUCAAUCAACAACAACAACAACAACACUAACUAAUAAUACUAUAAGAAAUGAUAAUCAAUCUCCGAUAACAAAUACUACUGGACCUCGACGAAUUCAAUUUAGUACACGAUUAAAAUCAACUUCAAACAGUAAUAAUCUACUAUUUUCUGGUCGUAAUAUAUCUGCUUCAUCAUCAAUACAAAAUAAUCAUGUAAAUUCUCAUGAUAAUCAUCGACAAAUAUUAAAUACAAUGAAUUCACCUCCAUUAAUUCAACAACAAACAAUAUCUACUUCAAAUGAUAAAGUUGAACGUUUGAUUUUAAAUCCUGUUUCACACUAUCAACAUGAACGAAAUAUGUUUCUCUUAAUAACAUGUGAUGCACAAUAUAUAGUUUGUUUUAAAAGUCAACUUAAUCGAUUAGAUAGAUGGCAAUUAGGUACUAUUGAACGUCGUUUUCAUAAAGAAUAUACUCUUAAUUGGCAUGAUGGUCUUAUUAUAUCAAUGGGUUCUAUUCAAACUGGUAUUAUUUAUAUGUUUACAGAACGUGAAUUUUUUAUUUAUUCACUUAAUCAACGUCGUAAACUUGAUACACGUAUGUUACCACAUGGUGAUGAUGAUGGAUUAGAAAUAACUUAUCCAAGAUAUAAUGAAUCACAACGUGGUAUUGGUACUGUAUGUGAUAAAUAUAUGUAUCAUAUUUAUUUAAAUCGUAAUUGUCGUUGGACAUUAUCAAAAAAUCUUCUUGAAAAAUUAGUUCAUCAGUAUGAUUAUGAUUUAACAUCAAUGUUUCCUAAUGUAAGACGUUUUAUACAUUUAUGUGUUAAUGAAAAAACAAUAAAUUUUCUUGUUCAAAUGGAUGAUUCAUCAUAUGGUGUUGUAUUUUGUUCAAUAACAAAUGAUAAUAUAAUACAUGAAAAAUUACCAUCAAUUAAAUUACAACGUGCUCAACAACCAUUAACAAUUUAUUCAGCAUUUAUUAAAUCUUUAAAUCAAUAUAUUUUUUUUAUUAAUGAUCCAUCAAUUGAUAUUUUACAUAUAUUAAAUACAGAACAAUAUUUAGAAUCUUAUUCAGUUGAUUGUUAUGCUAUUUGUUAUGUAGCUGAUAAACAUGAAUUAAUAAUUGUAACAAAUAAUUCCAUAUCUUCAAUAAAUUUAAAUCAAUCAAAUUUAUUUUUUACAAAAUUUUCUAACAAAUGUUUAUCAAAUGUAUAA